Molecule: messenger RNA, 1021 nt
Organism: Bradysia coprophila
Lineage: Eukaryota; Metazoa; Arthropoda; Insecta; Diptera; Sciaridae
Product: putative carbonic anhydrase 3
Molecular function (GO): zinc ion binding; carbonate dehydratase activity
Source: RefSeq, a predicted model, not a curated record
AAUAUGUUUGGCAGGAAGGCAAGAUCCAAUAUACGUUUGCCGUUCCAUCACAUUGCUAAAAAUGACUUUCACAAAGUCAGUUGUAUUCAUUGUGCUCACUGUAGCAUUGGGAUCUCAUUCUCUGCACCCCAUAUGGGAUGAACGAUUUCAGGAUGAGUGGACAGGAACUUGUGCAUCUGGAUUACUUCAGACACCCAUUGCGAUACCCUCCAUUUCUGAACGUAAUUUAACGCAAUUCAUGACACUUGAGUUCACCAACAUGAAGGUGCCAAUUAACCAAGUUACGGUUACCAAUCUGGGACGACACACUCUGUUCGAAUGGGAACGAGACGGCAGUGCUCAAUAUCCACAAAGAUAUUUUAAAUUAAAAACGUCCCAAGACGUAGCCCCAUUCCGUAAGGGAAAGAAGUACGUGCUUCAAAAUGUCCACGUCCAUCACAAUUUAAAUGCGCACACUGGCACUCUUCAUGCUAUUGAUGGUUGGAAGUACGCCAUGGAGAUGCAUUUGCUGUUUCUAUUACCCGAAUUCGAUCACGAUUAUUUGAGAGCGUUCGAAUCAGGUCCCGGAAACGCAUUCGAACUGUCCAUCCUCUGGCGCUUGUCGAAUAAACACAACGCUGCGUGGUCUCUACUGAACGAUCUGACCCUUAGCCAGAAAUUGUCGGAAAACCAAACGAUCACUUCGUCGGGUGAAACGAGUUUUCGCUUAAGUGACUUUAUACCGAAAAACAGUCACUUCGUGCUCUACCCCGGAUCCAUGUGUUUCAACAACUGUCUGGAAACGAAUACAUGGAUUGUGUUCGAUCAACCUAUGGACUUUGAUACGGCUGAUUUGGGCAUGCGACAUUGGACGUACAUUUCGGACGGCGUUGAGAUACCGCUGCAUAGAAAUAUUCGGCACAUACAGUCGCGUAACGGUAGACCAGUUUAUCAUGGUAUUGCGCAACAGGUGAUGUUCAAGGAUCCAAGUUGUCGUGUGUAAAUUAACGCUCGACUAAAUUGAGGAGAAUUUUUAAAAGUU